GGAGGAGAAAGGUCAGAUUCACGAGGCAGGUCCAAAUGAACUCGUCAUGGCAGCUGGACGAGGCGAGUUUUAUCGAAACCUUGCGAGUGCUUUGUGGAAGACGGAGACCCCGCUGCCGCAGAGCACGGAGCGGGGAAAGCCUGGCCCUGAAGAAAAAGUAAAAUAUACAGCUAGGGCCUCCCAUAGACGCAGCGCUGCAGCUAAACAUGAGUACUCCAAAAAGCUUCCCAAAGAUAUUCUGAAACACCCACAACCAGAGAGAAACAUACUAGAAAUGCUUCCAUAUGAGAUUUUACUGAAGAUUGUGUCAUAUCUUGAUGCUACCUCCCUGUACUACCUCAGUCGUGUAAACAAACAAUUUUGUCAUCUAGCAAAUGAUGAUCUACUAUGGCAUAAGAUUUACAUGACACGGUUUGGGGUGACCCGGCCAUGGUGGAUGGACUACCCCAAGCCUAGGGUCAUACCAGGUCACAGCUCCACUGGUUUCUGGAAACAGAAGUAUUUCAAAGCUCUUGUAGAACAAGAGCUCAACUACUGGAGACUCGCACGUAAAGACGUUAACCCACACACUGGUCUACCUAAGCAGACUGAGCGGGUGCUGAGAAAUCUAAACGUGACCUGGCAUUUAAGAGUUCAAGAUUAUUAUGGCCAAGAGGUCACGCUGGAGCCAAGCAAAGUCUACUUUUUUGAAACCUCCAUCAUUGUGCGAUGGAGCAAUGAGCGUUUGCCUUUUUUCAACCAAAUCAGCCGCUUGGAGCUUCACGGCCUGAAGAAGGAGACACACCCUGAUAGGAAACCCCAGUGGCACUCUCUAAUGUUGAGGCAGGAUAGAAUGGACCAUCCUAAAAUGAUUGGCAAGGACAGACUAAUCAAAGUUCUGUUCAUAUCACCAGGCUUCAUUGUUGGCAUCUUGAGGGGACAGAAGGUCAUUGUCUUCAUCAUGGUCUGCUUGCACUUUCACAAGUUGGUAGAACGGAGCCUCUUUGGAUCCCCUGUGAGCCCAUAUUUUGAGCCAACAGUGAGGUGGCCUGCGGACAGCUCUGACCCUCAGUUUGGGCUUCAUGGCUACAGUUUGCACUUUGUUCUACACAACACUGGGGCAGAGAUCAUGUCUGAAUACUUUCCUGACAUCUCCUGUCACUCGGUUGCAAAAGGUUCCAUGGUACUUGGUGUGAUCUACAAGAACCACCUUUCUCGACAUCAGUCAUUGUCUGGAAACAUUCGACUUCCCUGGAAAAUUGAUGAGCUAGAGGGGUCCAUAGAGAACUGCUGCAUCAUGACACUGACUCUCCUGGAUGAGUUUCAAAAGCCGUUCUGGUGUGUGAGCGCUCCUAUCACCAUCACCAGGUCCAAAAGACCCCUGUCCUUCAACUACAGCGGGGACCACUUCUUUAUGAACUUUCACCACCCAGAAGGCCAAGUCAAGAUGAAGCUGGUGUGGCUGCACGAGGAGAAGCAGUUCUUUCUCAUCGAUCUGACCCUUUUGGUCACCAUUCAUAAGGUUAACAAAUAUUUUUGCACGAAUUACUAAGCCAAAUGCGUAAAUGUAUUUAAGUUGUGUGAAGGGUUUGGAUGGUGGUCAGUAUACACACAAAGGAUUUUGAAUAUCAGGAUGAGUGCUAUAACUAUAAAAGAACAUAAUUUUAUGCAAUAUUGUUUCAGUGUAUUUGCAUUUGUAGUACUUAGUAAGGAGCUUUGUUUAUUGUUGAUUUAGUUCAUUUGCUUAAGCACUGAUUUCUGACUCGGCUAUGUAUAUACAAUAAAUGCUUGUGUUACUUUUUGUGUAAGACUUUAGUAGUUGUUUAAUAUUGUGGGUUGCUGAUAUACAUGACAUUCUCAAGUGAUCUGAAACACUAAAUCAUCUUAAAUGUUCUGCGUAUUUAUUUAUUUUCAGAUUUGGCUCACAUUUUUCUAAUUUGAAACACUCUAGAGAUUCUGUAUUUAUCCUUCACAAUAACCAAAUGUAAGG
Messenger RNA from Periophthalmus magnuspinnatus, 1969 nucleotides. RefSeq names its product F-box only protein 15. The coding region runs from base 47 to 1531 and encodes 494 amino acids. Gene Ontology annotation, molecular function: protein binding. The record is from RefSeq and is a predicted model, not a curated record. NCBI's taxonomy places the organism in Eukaryota, Metazoa, Chordata, Actinopteri, Gobiiformes, Gobiidae. The transcript has 10 exons.